UGAGGACUUCCGAUGUGGAGCUACAGUCGAUCUCAUACAGUAUGUAGCUGCUGCAGACGACACAUCACAUGGAUACUGUAUGUGGACUCUGGUAAAGGGAGAAGCUGGAACUAUCAUAACCCUGCUAAAAAAAGAGCCAGCUACCAUUGAGGAGCCAUGGCCUCAUUUGGACAGAUAAUCUUGUGGGGCUUGAUAGUCAGUAUCUUCGUAACUGCUGGACUCAUCAUUCUCAUCUUGUCUGUGUCAUUUUCAGGUCAGGGCUUGGGGGGUUCCAAGGGCACUGUGGAUAGCAUUGACAAGUGGCCCAUCGGGUACUUGGGAGAGGAUGUCAUCUUGAGCUGCAAGUUCAAGACUUCCACUAACAGCAGGGAAUCGACCAGUCAGGUGUCAAUCACCUGGACGAAGGAGGGGCUAAGUGAAGUGGUGUACAAGUAUGAUAAAGGAGCAGUCCAGCUGACGGAGCAAAACCCCCAGUUUAAAAAUAGAACCCUGCUGUUCUCAGAUGCCAUAGGUGGAGGCAAUGCCUCCCUGUUGCUGAGGGACGUAAAAGUGGGAGACAAUGGGAUGUACUACUGCAGUGUGAGCACUCCUAGUUGCUCGGGAACUGCCAGUGUUAACCUCAGAGCUGCAGCUUUCUCAGCCCCCAAAUUCAAGCGGGUAAACACUACCCUAACGGCAGAGGCAGAGAGAUGGUUCCCCAAACCAAACAUCACCUGGUUGGACGUCAAUGACAACGUCCUGAACGAGAGUGAAACUAGCUUCUUCAACAACUCCGCCGGGAUAACUCGAUUCAUCAGCUCCCUUCAGCCAAUCAAAUUGUAUGGCAGCUACAUCUGCAUCAUCCAAAACCCUCUGGUGAAGGCUAUCUCACAGGCAACCAUCAAAGAUACAGAGAUAUCAGCAAAGACUUUCUUCUCCUUCAAUACUUCAGCUGCACCACCCAUACUACUACCUCAAUGGCACGUUCUCGCAGCUACGGCCAGUGUUUUUCUCUGGAUCUACCAGCUAACCUGAUAAACACAUUGACACCAACUGCUCCUCAUAGCCUACAGUCAAGGUUACUAAAAGUACUGUGGUAAAGUGAACUAGUCUAGUACUAUCCACUAGCCUUGGGCUGUCUGGAGUCUGAUGGAAUUUAUGUUGGAUAUAACAAGUGGAGAUACAGUGUGUGUGCAUGCGUGCGUAGCUAUGGGUUAUCUAAUAAGUGGUGAAAUUAUAGUUACGUACAGCAGCAAUACUGUAAUUACAUAAUAAUAACAAUUACUUUUUGUUUCUAUGGGAUUCACUGUGGCAAUCAGUCUACUGGGCUAUCAGUGUAACACGUGAAUCUAUAGGUCUAUAGUUUCCUUUUUUACAAUAAAAUAAAUUGCUUGAG
Molecule: messenger RNA, 1375 nt
Organism: Oncorhynchus masou masou (cherry salmon)
Lineage: Eukaryota; Metazoa; Chordata; Actinopteri; Salmoniformes; Salmonidae
Product: V-set domain-containing T-cell activation inhibitor 1-like
Exons: 5
Coding region: 157-1014 (285 amino acids)
Biological process (GO): regulation of cytokine production; T cell receptor signaling pathway
Cellular component (GO): external side of plasma membrane
Molecular function (GO): signaling receptor binding
Source: RefSeq, a predicted model, not a curated record